Molecule: messenger RNA, 1244 nt
Organism: Homalodisca vitripennis (glassy-winged sharpshooter)
Lineage: Eukaryota; Metazoa; Arthropoda; Insecta; Hemiptera; Cicadellidae
Exons: 2
Coding region: 229-1182 (317 amino acids)
Source: RefSeq, a predicted model, not a curated record
AGUUUUAUAAGGUAGCAAAAGAUCUUGUUCCAAAACUCUCUAAUUCUUAUGGAAAUAUCAAUGUAAAAAACUGCAACUGCAACAAAACUCUCUAAAUCCAAUCCCUUUACUGAAAUAAAACUCGCUAAUUCAUCUUCCUCCAUUACUGUUUCAAAACUCUCUAACUCCAGGCUUCAACUAGCACACUUCAAGGCAGUACUGCAACAAAACUGACUAAUUCCUAAUCAUAUGAUAGUCAUUGGCAACAUAUUCUUCAAACAGAAAGUGGGCAGUUCCUUCAAAAUAGUUAUUAUUUUGUGUUUAUAUAUUGGCUACACUGUACAGCAGUGCAUCUUGGGAAAUUGUUUGUUUACUUCAUUAGUUAUUUCUGUUUUGUACAAUAUGGCUGAUCCAGAGGUAACCUUAUUACAAAGCGGUAAUGUUGAACCAAUGCCUGACAAUUCCACGAGAAAGAGAAAAAGAAGAGUAGAUAACUGGAAGAAAACCAAGGACAAAAAGAAGAGACACUCCGCUCAAGGAUUCCCAAAUAUUCCAACUUGUGGACAUCGUGAAAGAGCUAACGGAUCCAAGCACUGUUAUGACUGUUCCCGUCUUAAUAUGCAGGACAUAAGACGUUUUCAUCAGGGGUUCUACAAAUCUUGCAAUAAAAUUGACCAAGAUCAAUUUAUACUGAGGUACGCCAAAGGAAAAGUUCCAAAAAGACAUCGGCUUCAAGGUCCUCAUUCUUCUGAAAGAGGUAUGGCUAUUGAAUAUUUCAUACCAUCAUACCGCAAUGAAGGAGGAAGUGAAUUGGUAAAAGUUUGCCAAAAGGCUUUUUUAGAUAUUUUAAAUAUUUCAAAAUUUAGAGUACAAAGAUUGUGCCGUCUUGUGUUUCAAACUGGCGAAUCGCCAAAAGAACUUCGAGGUGGAGACCAUCGUUCUAAAAAGUCUGAGGAAAAACUAUCCAAAGUAAAAACCUUUAUUGAGGCUCUACAACCUGUAGAGUCACAUUAUUGCCGAGGGAAAUCCAGACGGCAGUACCUAGCAAGUCAUUUAAGUAUCUCUAGUCUGUGGAAAUCGUACAACAACACUACUGAAAAUGAGUUUAAAGUCAAGUAUGAGUACUUUAGGAAAAUAUUUGUAGAGAAUUAUAAUGUAGGGUUUGGGUCACCAGCAACCAGUGUUCUCAAUGUCUUAAGCUGAAAGAGAAGAUUCUAUCUGUGGUAGAUUUUGAAGAAAAGGGGAAACUGAAAAUAGAAUUACAA